CCUGUGUCAAGUGCCAUCACUUCUUCAAAACAAAUAUCAUUUAUUAUUUUCUUUAUAUCCGCACUUGUUUCUCUCAAAAUGUCCAACCAGGAGACCCAGGUAUCCAGCCUGCCGAUGCCGCCGGAGCGGUACAUCGCCAAUUACACGGAUGAGAAUAUCCGCCGCAACCGAGCGCCACGCCCACCGCCGCCGCCGGCGCAGCACGAAGUAUAUAGCAUGUUUGGCAUCCAGUACAACAACGACGAAAUGAUCCGCAGCUUGGAGUCCCAGAACAUCAAGCGACUGAUCCCCAUCCAUUUUGACCGGCGCAAGGAGCUCAAGAAGCUCAACCACUCCCUGUUGGUUAACUUCCUAGAUCUCAUUGACUUUCUUAUCCUGAAUCCUGACAGCCCGCGGCGCACGGAAAAGAUUGACGAUAUCAGUCUGCUGUUCGUCAACAUGCAUCACCUCCUCAAUGAGUUUCGCCCACAUCAGGCGAGGGAAACGCUGCGCGUCAUGAUGGAAAUGCAGAAGCGGCAGCGCGUGGAGACCGCCACCCGUUUCCAAAAGCACUUGGAACGUGUGCGCGAGAUUGUUAAUACCGCCUUCUCAGCUCUGCCGGUUCUAGAUGAUGACGACGAUAGCGGCGGAGCAAAGAUUAAGACGGAGGUGGAUCCGUUGGAGGCGAAUGCGGCGGCCAAGAAUGAUCCCAGUUACCAGCAUGACCGCAUGUUGUGCAAGCUGGUGGACGCCAUCGAGUAAGCUGAGUUGGGAGAAGACUGGACAUCGACGCUGGAAUAGUGUCAAUCAUUGUGAAUGGCUUGAAAAAAAAGAGCUCCUCAUAUUUAUAACUGCUUUUAGUGUAAGAAAUAAAACCCCAACCGUGUGAUGAGAAUCUUGCA
Drosophila sechellia is the source of this 881-nucleotide messenger RNA. It is a transcript of the gene MED7, whose product is annotated as mediator complex subunit 7. Gene Ontology annotation, cellular component: mediator complex; core mediator complex. NCBI's taxonomy places the organism in Eukaryota, Metazoa, Arthropoda, Insecta, Diptera, Drosophilidae. Gene Ontology annotation, biological process: regulation of transcription by RNA polymerase II. Bases 79 to 741 code for a protein of 220 amino acids. The record is from RefSeq and is a predicted model, not a curated record. The transcript is spliced from 2 exons. Gene Ontology annotation, molecular function: transcription coregulator activity.